AUGGUCCUCAAGUCAUUUCGACUCACCUCGACUACUACAAGGGCAUCGCUAGAGGUCAUGGACCCGUGUGACAGUGAGCCUCGUCCUGACAUCCUUUUCUGCGCCUCAAUGUGGACUCCCGAAGAACAAACAGAAAUCCAACGGAUCGCCAAAAACACCAUCCCCUGUAUCAAGACAUACGCCAUCCCCACCGGCAUGCACGUCAAAGCCGGGCCGGAGGGUAUCAUCAAGUAUCUGACGGAAAGGAUUGAUAGCAUCGUCAAUGGGGAGUGA
This is a messenger RNA of Cryptococcus wingfieldii CBS 7118, 273 nucleotides long. RefSeq lists its product as hypothetical. Bases 1 to 273 code for a protein of 90 amino acids. The record is from RefSeq and is a predicted model, not a curated record. The transcript is spliced from 3 exons. NCBI's taxonomy places the organism in Eukaryota, Fungi, Basidiomycota, Tremellomycetes, Tremellales, Cryptococcaceae.